Linum tenue is the source of this 2734-nucleotide messenger RNA. NCBI's taxonomy places the organism in Eukaryota, Viridiplantae, Streptophyta, Magnoliopsida, Malpighiales, Linaceae. The record is from the annotation of a GenBank genome assembly.
AGAGAAGGGAAAACUAAACCCAAGCCAACGUCCCAACCCAAAGAAAGGAAGGAAGAAAGAAAGGGAGGGGAAGGAAGAGGGGAAAACUCUUUAUCAUCAUUCUCUCUCUCCUCCUCUUCUCUUUCUCUCUCAUCGGACAGAAGGGAAAACAAAUAAACAAAAUAAAAAAUUAGAAAAGAGGGAAGAAAAGAAGGGAAGGUGGUGGUGGUGGGGGGAGAGCUGGAAUCACAUGGUCUUGUUCUUCCUCUUCUUGUCUCCUCCGUUCUCUCUCUCUCUCAUCUCAUCUUCUUCCUCUCCUUGGGUCACCACUACACAACUCUCUCUCUCUCUCUCUCCUCCAAUGAUCUCCCCUCUUAAAGCUAUCCACUGAUUGACUGCCGACUCCCUUCUCUCUCUCUCCCCCUCCCUCCAUCUCGCCAGCCAUGGCUGCUCCGGCCGACGAUAAGGAGAUUUCUGCCCAUGGCAACGAUCCAGUCACCGGGCACAUUAUUUCGACCACAAUUGGGGGUAAAAAUGGAGAACCAAAGCAGACCAUCAGUUACAUGGCAGAGCGUGUUGUAGGGACUGGAUCGUUUGGUAUUGUUUUCCAGGCUAAAUGCUUGGAGACUGGGGAGACCGUGGCAAUUAAGAAAGUUCUACAGGAUAGAAGAUACAAGAACCGUGAAUUACAGCUGAUGCGAGUGAUGGAUCACGUCAAUGUGAUUUCCUUGAAGCAUUGCUUCUUCUCCACAACAAGCAACAAUGAGCUGUUCCUCAACUUGGUCAUGGAAUAUGUACCUGAAAGCAUGUAUCGGGUGCUAAAGCAUUACAGCAAUGCCAAACAGGCGAUGCCACUUAUUUAUGUCAAACUUUACGCAUACCAGAUUUUCAGAGGAUUGGCAUAUAUUCACAAUGUUACUGGAGUUUGUCACAGGGAUUUGAAGCCUCAAAACGUUUUGGUUGAUCCCCUCACUCACCAGGUGAAGCUUUGUGAUUUUGGAAGUGCAAAAGUGCUGGUCAAAGGUGAAGCAAACAUAUCCUACAUCUGCUCUCGAUUCUAUCGAGCUCCUGAGCUUAUAUUUGGAGCCACAGAGUACACUACAUCAAUUGAUAUUUGGUCAGCUGGCUGUGUUCUUGCUGAGCUUCUUCUUGGUCAGCCAUUGUUUCCUGGAGAAAAUGCGGUGGACCAGCUUGUUGAGAUUAUUAAGGUUCUGGGCACGCCGACUCGAGAAGAAAUUCGCUGCAUGAACCCUAAUUAUACUGAUUUUAGGUUCCCCCAGAUAAAAGCCCACCCUUGGCACAAGGUGUUCCACAAAAGGAUGCCUCCAGAGGCAAUUGAUCUUACCUCUCGGCUGUUGCAAUAUUCGCCAAGUCUUCGCUGUACAGCUUUGGAAGCAUGUGCUCAUCCUUUCUUUGAUGAGCUUAGAGAUCCUAAUGUCCGCCUACCAAAUGGCCGGCCUGUGCCAACUCUCUUCAAUUUCAAGCAGGAGCUAAAUGGGGCUUCUCCUGAACUGGUUAACAAGUUGAUCCCAGAUCACGUCAAGAGGCAAAUGGGCUUAAACUUUAUGGCCGGAACCUAAUAUGGAUUAGGAGCGGGGCGGUGAAAUGAAUUCAAUAGUGUAUCUGCCGGUGGUUUACCCCUGAGAUAACACAGCGGGGGCUUAUUAUCUUCAAUGUUUUGACAAAUGAUAUGCACAGCUCUGCCUAACCCAGGACCACUUCUUCCCCCCUCCCUCCUAGACCUGAACAGGAUCAUCUGUGGACGCUCAGCUGAACGAAAGGAAAGCUAGUGAUGUUUCAUUCUUCUCCACGUUAUUUCUUUUUCCGCGUCACAUCUCCCUGUCAUCAUCUCCUCCUUUUUCACUUGUAUGCUCUCUUCUGUUCUUUUUUCUUCUGUCUGUAAAUGUCUGAUAGUAAAAAUAGCCUUUAUAUAGCCUGGGCAGCAGCAGCAGCAGCAGCUGAGGUAAAACAAAAAGCUUUUGAGAGAGGAAGUGUACUUGUAACUAGGAUGAGAAAAGGCCUCUGAAUUUUGGGAUGGCCCUCGGGAGGUGGUGGAAGAAGAAGGGAUUGGUCAUUGGUGGGUGUGUUGGGGUGGCGGGUGUUCCUUUGUUUUGGUAUUUUGUGCUUCUUUCCUGCAUUGUCGUUGUUCCUAUCUUUUGUUCUUCUGUCAAGUGACUUGAUAAUAUGCAACAAUUUGUCACUACGUCUUGUCCCCAAAAGUGUAAUGAAUCAUUAUUAUUGUUUCUACUUGUGUUCUUAGGUUUAGUAGCUGUUUUUCUGUUUCCUUGAUGAUCUAUGCUGUGCAGUACAUAGACUGGCUUGCAAAAGUAGCAGCUUGGGGACAGGGUUGGUGUACUUCGAAAUGGAGACUUUUUUGAAUGGGUCAUUUCGUCCCGAGUUUUCCCGCUAUGUGGCGGGAAUUUCAAGGUAGUGGGUGGCUUGCUGUUGCUGUUGGUGUUGAAAUCCUCAAUGGCGUUGAUUCCUGCAACAAGGCAAGGCUGUGGGCUGUGGAGUCGAGUGGAGGGGUCAAAGUAGUGGAAAUCGGCGGGUCGUAAAGCAAGCAAUCAAUCAAUCAGCAGCUUGGGGGCCGGUAAAGCAAUUAAAUUCAAUUGAAUGAUAGAGAAUUGAAUUCAUAGGGUUAAGUUAGUGGCGGAACUAGAGACAAGCAGACCAUCUCUGUCAUUUGCCCGAAUCUCUAGACUUUCUUGAGCUCUUUUAACAAAAACCCUCAAUCUUCAUCAUUGUUUAAUCCAUG